UGAACGCCUUUGGUACCCGAUGCAACUGCAGCGAGAAGACACGUCGAAGCCAUGGCACACGCCGAGCACCAGCACAGAAAGCAAUACUCAGUAGACAAUAUUGUAAGUAAAUAGGUGCCGACAAUUUAACUUUAUUUCCAGCCGCUCCGCGAUUCGGACGCCAUGGUCGCGUUGGCAAAUCAAUCUAACUGACACGACCUCCUUACAAGAGCAAAUUGGGUCCGUCGCUUUUAAGUUCGAGUCAGGCCACACAUGGGCGCCCCACACGGGAAUCUCCAGGAAUAACGUAAAGGUCCGCGGAGUGAAAAGUCCCGUCGAGGGCGGGGCCGCACCUCGACGUGAACGUGCCACCCGAUUAAAAAGAUGGGGUCGGGGCGGGGACCUAAGUUGUUCACGGGCUGCGUGCCGGAAGGGGAUGGCCUAGCGAUCAUGCCCUAGUUUGAAAGACCCCGGAUCGCUUUCGCUGUCGAGACAGAUUGAAUGUGCGAAAUUUAUGCUAAUAGCCUAACGGCAGGGCUUUAGCGUUUGCUCGCCAUGGUGCAUGUCGGAGUCGACGUAACGGCCUAGGUACGAGAGGCAGGUACUGAUGAGAAGCUGCCUUUUGCAUGUAUCUUCGACAAUACUUGCUAUACUUAUAGUUGCCUGGAGGCCCAGGACGUCCGCAGCGCUCCCUCUCAGCCAGGCCGCACACUGUGCUGCCGACACCGCACCACUGAGUCAACAUGGCUUCCGACGGCAAAUGCAACGGAAUAAUAGCGAAUGGACCAAAUAAGGGCAAACCAUGUCAAAAUCCUGCCAUCCUUGGCUGCGAGAAUGGCCCGUUGCUGUAUUGUGGGGUGCACAAAAACAGCCUGCCCCCGCAACAGCCGGUGCCUCAGCCCCCGCAACAGCCGGCGCCUCAGCCCCCGCAACAGCCGGCGCCUCAGCCCCCGCAACAGCCGGCGCCUCAGCCCCCACCAGUGCCUCAGCCCCCACCAGUGCCUCAGCCCCCACCAGUGCCUCAGGCCGCACCAGUGCCUCAGGCCGCACCAGUGCCUCAGGCCGCACCAGUACCUGAACGAUCCUGUUGCCAUUUUUUUUGCCAGUGCUUUGGAAUGAGGUGCAGCUGUUGCGAGUAGAGGAGCAUCCGGGUCUCUUGGGUUUGUGACGAAUCCGGAUAUAAGCUUCCAAAUGGUUGUGCCAGGGGCGCAUGGUGUUGGGCUCCCGUCGGGUUUGAGCCGUAGUGUACUUUAACUAGAGCGUUAACUGUAGAUGAGAAUGGGCUUUGUGAGUAUAGGCUUUGUGAGCAUAAGAGGGGUAAGAAAUAAAAAGGUGUAACUAAAACUGGCCACAAUGCAACCGACCUCGCAGUCA
This is a messenger RNA of Astrephomene gubernaculifera, 1353 nucleotides long. The record is from the annotation of a GenBank genome assembly. Lineage: Eukaryota; Viridiplantae; Chlorophyta; Chlorophyceae; Chlamydomonadales; Astrephomenaceae.